AUGACUAGGAUCGCUAUCGUGUGUGUGGUUCUCGUGGUCUUCGCUAUGACUCAAGCGACACCAGAUAAUUGUAGAGAGUUUGUUAACUCAGUUGUAAAAGAAUUCACAUCAUAUUGGCCGGAACUAAAACUAGUAACUGGGAAACCACGUCAUAGCCAAAGUCAAGGUUCCGUGGAAAGGGCUUAUCAAGAAGUUGAAAAUAUGCUAGCUUCUUCAAUGGAAGACAAUAAAACCACUAACUGUUGUAAUAGAUGUGUAAAUGGACUUAAAUUUGUUCAAUUCAUGAAGAACAUAGCAUUUCACUCGGGGAUAAAGCAGUCUCCGUAUCAAGUAAUGUUUGGAACGGAACCUAAAGUGGGGCUUACAACAUCUAAUCUACUUUUGGAAAUUAUAAGCGGAUUACAUAAUGAAGAAGACUUGAAAGUUGCAAUCACAGAAAUGAAUCAAAACUUCGAUGAUAAUGAAGAGAACCAAGAAAACAAGAAAAACUUGAAACAAAAAAAAACACGUAAAGAACAAGAGGAAAUCAAAGAACAAGGAGAAAACAAAGAACAAGAAGAAAUAUUUGAACACAACAGAAACGAAUCAAUGAUAUUGGAAGCAAGAGAAAAAGCUCAUUUGAAUUUAGUAAAACAAGCAAAGAGAAUGAAAACAGCAAGCCAUCAAUCUCAUCUACUACUGAAAGUUGGAGACAAUGUGACCAUACCAAUCGCAGACGUAGACAAAGGAAAGGCAGACCUUCGUAAUUUAAUUGGAGUUGUAUUAGAAGUUACUUAUCCGAAUUUGAUGGCUGCAAAGAAAAAUUUAUCCGGCGGGAUGAGCAAGGAAAAUGACUAUAUCAAUAUUCAUGAAAGAGCACCAACUGUCACACACCUCGCUGUUCAUUUAGAAAACGGACAGCGGGUGUAUUUCACUGAAAAUAAUGUAAAUGACAUUGUGAAUAAUCCAAGAGAUACUACUUUAACAGCGUUUUUCAAACUAUGUGCAGAGGACGACUUCGCAAAAACUCUGACCUACGACAAGGGGGCGGUAGUUCUCGGGUACCCUGGCGUGAGAAAAACAGAUGCUCUUGGAAGGGUGUACGUGGUACACCCUAAUAAUGCAGAAUGUUUUCAUUUGCGGUUGUUACUCCACGUUAUAAAAGGCCCUACUUCGUUUAGAAGUCUCCGCACUUUUGAAGGUGUAACUUACGACACAUUCCAAGGGGCUUGCAAAGCUAUGGGCCUCCUCGAAGAUGACAGUCACUGGGAGAGUACGCUCUCUGAAGCAGCCAUAUGCUGUUCACCAAAAUCACUUAGGUGCCUUUUUGCCAUUAUGAUAUCGUUCUGCCAAAUCACGGACCCGCAUCUUCUUUGGCAAAACUAUCAGGAAAGUAUGUCCGAAGAUAUACUGCAACGCAGACGACAAGAAUUGUCAUCAGAUGAUUUAGAGUACGACCAAAAUAUUUUUGAUGAAGCUUUAAAUGAAUUAAAUAAAGAGGUCGAAUCUCUAUCAGGUAAAAGUAUAAAAGAUUUUGGUUUUAACUUGCCGUUAAAUUCAAAUCUUUAUGCAAUGAACAACAUCGAGGAUUUACGAGAGACUGACUAUGAUUACACCCAACUCUUACAGACAAUUCAAGAUGAACAUCGCUUAAAUCCAGAACAAAAAAUUGUUUACGACCAAAUAUUGUCAUCAGUUAAUAGUAAUGAAGGGAAAAUGUUCUUUCUAGAUGCACCCGGGGGCACGGGUAAAACAUUUAUAAUUAAUUUAUUAUUAGCAAAAGUAAGGUCUGACAGAAAAAUUGCUCUUGCCGUGGCGUCGUCCGGUAUUGCAGCCACACUUUUGAAAGGCGGGCGAACUGCACAUUCCACUUUCAAACUACCUUUAAAAAUUUGCAGUGACGACGUCUCUAGCGUUUGUAACAUCUCAAAACAGAGUAAAACAGGUAAUGGUGCAUUUCAAUCCGGAAAUGUUAAAAUCAAUCUUAGUAACCUAUGUGCUUUGGUUCAAAAUGUGGAAGAAUUGGUUGAGACCGUAUAUCCCGAUAUUACUAAUAUAACUACAAAGACUUUAUGUUGGUUUAAGGAAAGGGCUAUAUUGGCACCUACUAAUGAACAGGUUGAUAAAAUUAAUCAUUUAAUUAUUUCCAAGUUUGAAGCACCAUCACAGAUAUACUAUUCAGUUGAUACAGUUUUGGAUACCGCAGAGGCAGUACAUUAUCCAACUGAAUUUUUGAAUUCUUUAGUUCCUCCCGGAAUUCCUCCACACAAGUUAAUAUUAAAAGUGGGUUCACCGGUGAUAUUACUUAGAAAUUUAAAUCCCCCAAAAUUGUGUAAUGGCACGAGACUCAAAAUAGUUAAAUUAAAAAACUUUCUAAUCGAAUGCACUAUUUUAACUGGCUGUGGUACUGGUGAUACUGUUUUAAUUCCCAGAAUACCGAUGAUUCCCUCCGAAUUACCCUUCCAAUUCAAAAGACUGCAAUUUCCAAUCAAAUUAGCCUUUGGUAUUACUAUUAAUAAGGCACAAGGCCAAACUUUAAAAGUGGCAGGAAUAGAUUUAACUGAUCAAUGUUUUUCUCACGGCCAGUUAUAUGUUGCCCUUUCAAGGGUGACAUGUAAAAAUAAUCUGUUUGUGUUUACUAACAAUCCGUCAGAAGUAAUGAACGUUGUGUAUAAGGAAAUAUAUCAAUAG
Messenger RNA from Melitaea cinxia (Glanville fritillary), 2670 nucleotides. RefSeq lists its product as uncharacterized. Gene Ontology annotation, biological process: telomere maintenance; DNA integration; DNA repair. The record is from RefSeq and is a predicted model, not a curated record. The coding region runs from base 1 to 2670 and encodes 889 amino acids. The transcript is spliced from 6 exons. Gene Ontology annotation, molecular function: DNA helicase activity; nucleic acid binding. Lineage: Eukaryota; Metazoa; Arthropoda; Insecta; Lepidoptera; Nymphalidae.